AUGUCGCAUCACCACGACCACCACCAUGGCCACGAUGAAGAGCACGCCGAGGCCCAUGACCACGUCCAUGAACACGACGACGACAUCGUUCCCGCGCUCCAGAACCUACUUUAUCAGCAGAUCGACUUCAGCCGGCUGCGCACGCUGAACGAGGAUGAAUCGGACCAGGGCCGCAGCAUCUGCCAGAAGACGUGGGCGCAGCGGUUGGAUCCCGAGCCUGAGCUGAAAAGCUUCGCUGAUGAGCAGAUUCUCAUGAUAGUGCCAUUCACGGGCCAGGUCCGCCUUCACAGCAUCCUAAUCCGCACCUCCACCACGCCCGCCUCCCCAAAAACCCUUAAAGUCUUCAUCAACGACGACGCCCUCGACUUCAGCACUGCUUCCGACAAGCCGCCAACACAGACACUCGAGAUCUCGCAGACGGCCGAAAUCCAAGAGAUUCCCGUUAAGCGGGCGCUCUUCAACACAACGCGGUCGCUCGCGCUGUUCUUCGAGGACAAUUGGAGUGAUGGCGAAGAAGACGAGACUAGGAUCAGCUAUCUGGGCUUCAAAGGAGAUUUCAUGAAGUUGAACAAAGAGCCAGUCAAUUUUAUGGUGGAGCUGGCGGCGAACCCGAGUGAUCAUAAAACUAUUGCUGGGGUAAAGGAAGGGCUAGGAAGGACAAUUCAGUAG
This is a messenger RNA of Didymosphaeria variabile, 669 nucleotides long. RefSeq lists its product as uncharacterized. The record is from RefSeq and is a predicted model, not a curated record. Bases 1 to 669 code for a protein of 222 amino acids. Gene Ontology annotation, cellular component: nucleus. NCBI's taxonomy places the organism in Eukaryota, Fungi, Ascomycota, Dothideomycetes, Pleosporales, Didymosphaeriaceae. The transcript is spliced from 2 exons.